AUGGGGAGAGGACGAGUGGAGCUGAAGCGUAUUGAGAACAAGAUUAACCGUCAAGUCACCUUCGCCAAAAGGAGAAAUGGCCUGCUGAAGAAGGCCUAUGAGCUCUCGGUUUUAUGCGAUGCAGAGGUCGCUCUCAUCAUCUUCUCUAACAGAGGAAAACAGUACGAGUUUUGCAGUAGCUCCAGCAUGCUCAAGACACUUGAGAGGUACCAAAAGUGUAAUUAUGGUACACAAGAAACAACUGUUUCAACAAAGGAGACACAGAGUAGCCAACAAGAGUAUUUGAGGCUCAAGGCACAUUUCGAGGCCCUGCAACGUUCUCAAAGAAAUCUUCUUGGUGAGGACUUGGGUCCUCUUAGUGGAAAGGAGUUGGAGCAACUCGAGCAACAACUAGAUAUGUCAUUGAAGCAGAUCAGAUCAAUAAAGACGCAGUACAUGAUCGAUCAGCUUGCCGACCUCCAAAGAAAGGAACAAGCAUUAUCGGAAUCUAACAAUGCUUUGAAAAGAAAGCUAGAAGCAGCAGGAGGGUGGGACUCUACUGGCCACCAGAUGGAGUACAAUCGACAGCCGGCUCAAGCCCAGGCCGACAACUUCUUUCAUCCUUUGGAAUGUGACCCCACGCUACAAAUAGGUUACCCAUCUGGGUAUCCAAAUCCAAUUACAGUUGCAGCCCCUGGGCCAAGUGUGACUAACUUCAUGCCUUGGAUGGCUGGCAUAGAGGGUUGA
This is a messenger RNA of Amborella trichopoda, 726 nucleotides long. It is a transcript of the gene AGL9, whose product is annotated as agamous-like MADS-box protein AGL9 homolog. The record is from RefSeq and is marked provisional. Gene Ontology annotation, molecular function: DNA-binding transcription factor activity; protein dimerization activity; RNA polymerase II transcription regulatory region sequence-specific DNA binding. Lineage: Eukaryota; Viridiplantae; Streptophyta; Magnoliopsida; Amborellales; Amborellaceae. Gene Ontology annotation, cellular component: nucleus. Gene Ontology annotation, biological process: positive regulation of transcription by RNA polymerase II.